CUGCCGGACGCUGGAGGAGGUGACGGCGUCCCUGGGCUGGAGCCUCGAUCGCCUGGACCCCGGGGAGGCGGAGGCGGCAGAGCUGCAGCCGACUCGGCGUCAGGGGAGCUUGGAGGUUCAGUUCACCUUCCUCUGCCACAGAAUUGCCCACUUCUGCCUGGGACAGCACGCAUUCCAGGAUUGUUAAAGGACAUCAGAUGAAGUUGUGAUAUGCCCUUAUGACUCCAAUCAUCACAUGCCUAAAUCGUCUUUAGCAAAGCACAUGGUGUCUUGUCAGCUGAGGAAACUGGGCUACACCAAAGAGGAAGAGGAUAAAAUGUAUAAUUCUGAUUUUUUCUAUGAGAAUGUGAAGAUACCUUCAAUUACUUUGAAUAAGGACUCACAAUUCCAGAUAAUUAAACAAGCUAGAACUGCAGUUGGAAAAGAUGGUGAUUGUUAUAAUCAAAGGACUUACUCUUCAUUGCCUGUUGAAGUUCCUCUGAAUCACAAACGAUGUGUUUGUGAUCUAACCCAAGCCGAUCGUCUUGCCCUCUAUGAUUUUGUAAUCGAGGAGACGAAGAAAAAGCGCUCUGAUUCUCAAAUUAUCGAAAAUGACAGUGAUCUCUUUGUAGACUUGGCUGCCAAAGUCAAUCAAGAUAAUAGUCGAAAAAGUCCAAAAUCGUACCUUGAAAUCCUUGCAGAAGUGAGAGAUUAUAAAAGAAGACGCCAGUCCUAUAGAGCUAAGAAUGUUCACAUAACCAAGAAAUCGUAUACUGAGGUGAUUCGGGAUGUGAUAAAUGUGCACAUGGAAGAACUCAGUAGUCAAUGGCAAGAAGAGCAGGAAAAAGCAGAGGAUGCUGCUGAAAAGAACGAAGAGAGGCGGUCAGCGUCAGUAGACUCACGGCAGUCUGGUGGAAGCUAUUUGGAUGCUGAGAGUUCACGACAUAGAAGGGAUCGAAGCAGGAGCCCACAUAAACGGAAAAGAAAUAAAGAUAAGGACAAAAACUGGGACUCAAGAAGAAGGAAAGAGAGGGAUGGGGAAAGACAUCAUAGUCAUAAAAGAAGAAAGCAAAAAAUAUGAAUCAAGUGUUUGUGCAUGUAUUAAGUGUGCUUAUGCCAUGAUAACCAACAUGCUGAUAUUACAGUUAAAAUUGCUUUGAGUAGGAGGAUGUGUUUGUGUGAUCUGCUUAGUGCUCAGAUCAUUAUUUUUCAGUAAAUACUUAUGUCUCAAACUGUGAAUACACUAUGAUGCCCUAUAACUUUGUUUUCCUUAUAUUUUAAUAGAUGAUUGAUUCCUAUUUCUGAUUUUGUUUCAUUCUUUGUGAUAAUUUGUGUAUCAGAAAAUUCUUUAAUUAAAACCAAUACUUAAACUAUAUAAAUAAUACAUGAAUAUGUUCUCAUUGUAAAAAAUGAAACCUUGCAGAUAAGGCUAAAGUCCCCUUGGAACACCAGCUGCCAUCCCUGUGCUACCCCAGUAGUAACUCCUAUUUACUGCUGCACUGGGGAAUUGUAACAGGGGAGAACGACCUAAACGUCUGUCAGAAAGGGAAUGGCUUGGGGCCGGCCCUGUGGCGUAGUGGUUGAAUUCGGCACACUCUGCCUUGGUGGCCCGGGUUCACAGGUUCAAAUUCCAGGCACAGACCUCUGCCACUUGUCAACCAUGCUGUGGCGGUGACCCACAUAUAAGUGGAGGAAGAUUGGCACAGAUGUUAGCUCAGGGCUAGUCUUUCUCAGCAAGGGAGGCGGGGAAGAAAGGGAAUGGCCUGGCUAAAUAAAUAAAAUAUGGUAUAGUCAUAUGAUAGAUUACUAUAUUGGAUUUAAAAGAAACUUUAUAUUAACAUGGAUAGGUCUCAGAAACAUCAUGCUAAGUGAAAAUAGUAAGUUAUGGGAAGAUAUGUCCCAGUUAUAUUUAUGUACAAAACCAUACAUUUUCUCUGGCUGUGUAUGUAUUUGGAUAUAUUUGUAAAGGUUCGGAAGAACCCAUACCAAACUUGUAACAGUGGUUAUUUGGGGGAGGAGAUAUAGAUGGGAGAGAGAAGGGGUGAAAACCAGGAUUGGGAGAGGAAAAGGAAACUUUAGCUUUAUCCAUAAUACAUUAAUUUUUUAAAAUAAGGUAUUCAUGUUUCACUUGUCAAUUAAAAUAUACUGUUUUUUGUAAAUCAACUUUGUUGAGGAACUGUUUACAUGAAAUAAAGUACACCCAUUUUAAGUGUG
Messenger RNA from Equus caballus (horse), 2193 nucleotides. The record is from RefSeq and is a predicted model, not a curated record. NCBI's taxonomy places the organism in Eukaryota, Metazoa, Chordata, Mammalia, Perissodactyla, Equidae.